AAACCCUAGAGAACCCUACUUUUUUUCCUCUCCACAAGUCUGAACAAGAAAGAUGGCCAUGGCAGGUCCAAGAAGAACUAAGAUCGAGAAGAUCGAGCAUCUGAGUAGCAGGCAAGUCACCUUCUCCAAACGCCGCAAGGGGUUGUUCAACAAGGCUGAAGAUUUUUCACUUCGAUGUGGCGCAGAGAUUGCAGUCAUAGUUUUCUCCAACACCAAAAAGAUGUACGAGUUCUCAAGCACCAGCAUGGAGCACAUUCUUUCAAGAUACAUCAAGGAGCGUGCCGCCGGCUCUUUGAUGGAGUCUCCAGAUAAUAAGAGCCAACAUGAGCCGAGUUCAUCAUCCGAUAAUUUGAGUGCAAUAGGGCUACUGCAGGAAGAAAUUAGAGCCCUAAACUUGGAUUGCUCGAGGUUGACGGGUACGGCGUUGGAUGGCAUGAGUUUGAGAGAGCUGAAUGAGCUAGAGAAACAAAUAAGGGAAGGGAUCGAAUCAGUUGAGAAAAGGAAGAAUGAAGUGCAAAACUACUACCAGCCCCCGUAUAUGCUUGAAGAUUCGAACCGUUUGGAUGGGAAUAAUAGCAAUUUUUUCUCUGGUACAAGCUCAAGUGCCGUUUCAGGUUGUACUGAAUCAGAGCAAAGUAAACAGUUUGUAGAUACUAGUUUGCACUUGUGAUUGUCAUCAACAAAUUGCUCGUACACAGCAAGAGGAUAUCAUACCCAUGUCUUUCCAAUUUGAAAGUUUUUCUUUUUAGUUUUUUAUGGCCUAGCUUUGUGUCUCUUGUUUCCUUCUUAAUUCUUGUUUCGACUAGCUAGUUAAUGUACUCUUCAAUUAUAUGUAAACAUGCUAACCUCUUAAACAUGGUGCACAUUCGA
Rosa rugosa (rugosa rose) is the source of this 870-nucleotide messenger RNA. Its product is annotated as agamous-like MADS-box protein AGL18. Gene Ontology annotation, cellular component: nucleus. Gene Ontology annotation, biological process: regulation of transcription by RNA polymerase II. Gene Ontology annotation, molecular function: DNA-binding transcription factor activity, RNA polymerase II-specific; protein dimerization activity; RNA polymerase II cis-regulatory region sequence-specific DNA binding. Bases 53 to 670 code for a protein of 205 amino acids. Lineage: Eukaryota; Viridiplantae; Streptophyta; Magnoliopsida; Rosales; Rosaceae. The transcript has a single exon. The record is from RefSeq and is a predicted model, not a curated record.